AUGGACAGACAGGUGAUAUAUGCUGAUUUAAACGUAUCCAGGAAUGCUGGCCUUCAAAGCUCAUCACCUCCAUCUCUUCCUCAGAAUGUUUGUCAGGGUCCACCUUGGCAUAAAUUUGCUCUGAAACUUGGUUGUGCUGGGAUUAUUCUUCUUGCCUUGACUGUGAUUGGGUUGAGUGUUUCAGUGAUAUUCUUGAGACAAAACUCAUCAACAGAAAAAAGCAGCACGGAUGCUCAAGAGAACAGGAAGGAAACAACAGAGAGACCAGUUCUGUUAAAGUGCCCAACAAAUUGGCAACUAAUCCGAGAUAAAUGCUUGUUUUUUUCUGACACUUACAAACCUUGGAAUGACAGUCUAGCCGACUGUUUCACAAAAGAAUCCCGUCUGCUGCUUAUUCAAGAUCAGGAAGAAUUGAGACUCAUACAAAACCGGAUAGACAAAGGAGGAAUUCCAUUUUGGAUUGGAUUAAAUUUUACAUUAUCAGAAAAGAACUGGAAGUGGAUAAAUGGAUCCUUUUUAAAUUCUAAUAUAUUACAAAUUACUGGUAAUGCUGAAGAAAACAGUUGUGUUUACCUCUCAACGAUACAAAUUUUUUCCGAGAACUGUGCUACAGAAAAUAAAUGGAUCUGUCAAAAAGAACUAAAACCUGUCAAAAAUAAAGUAUGUUCUGCCACUUGA
Balaenoptera ricei (Rice's whale) is the source of this 678-nucleotide messenger RNA. RefSeq names its product killer cell lectin like receptor B1 (gene KLRB1). NCBI's taxonomy places the organism in Eukaryota, Metazoa, Chordata, Mammalia, Artiodactyla, Balaenopteridae. The transcript is spliced from 6 exons. Bases 1 to 678 code for a protein of 225 amino acids. The record is from RefSeq and is a predicted model, not a curated record.